Tripterygium wilfordii is the source of this 2362-nucleotide messenger RNA. RefSeq lists its product as uncharacterized. The transcript has 5 exons. NCBI's taxonomy places the organism in Eukaryota, Viridiplantae, Streptophyta, Magnoliopsida, Celastrales, Celastraceae. Bases 238 to 1221 code for a protein of 327 amino acids. The record is from RefSeq and is a predicted model, not a curated record.
CUUGUUAACAAGAAGUGAGACGGAGGGACAGCAAAGUGGCCGUCUCCAUUCGCUUCUGCGACGGAGUUGUUCACAAAUUUUCAUUGAAAAUCACAACCAAAACCCAUCUCAUCUUAUGUGAAUGAAGCAGCAUUUUUAUGGAUUGUAUCAAAGAUUUUCAAAUUCGAAGCCAAGCCAGCUGUGCUUUGUUUGUCAUCUCCAAAACCAAAGCAAACAGAGGGAAAGGUAGAUGCUGCAAUGGUAGAAAUCAACUUCUCUGGCCGGCAAUCUGAUAACUUUUUGUGUGGGUUUUCACCAGAAGAGAAUACCCAAGAAACCCUUUUAUCAGAUCUCAGUCUUGGACUCUCUUUGGGUAGCAUUUAUGAUGGCAACUUCAAAGAGAGACCUUUUACCAGGUCAUUCACUGGAUUGAUCAAUCUUAACAAAGGUACUGUUGGAUUAGGUAACGUGCUAUCCUUGGAGAUGUCUAGGUCAAUCCCAAUUGAAGGAGAGCAGGAACAGGGAAGGAAGAGCAGGGGACGUAUUGUUGGGGAGGAAAAGUCUCCUGAAGUAACAUCUUGGAUCGUUGCUUCUGCAGAGAGGAACCCGGCACUUAAUCGUGCCUUGGCUCAAAUCAAGGUAGCAGAAGGAUGCAAGUUCCGGAAAAGAUUACGGAUACGUACAAAUAGAAAGGGAGAUUCUUUAAUGGGGGAAUCCAGUGUUGAGCACGAAGAGAUUCUAUUCCUUAGAUCUUCUGAGAAAACCAAAGAAACCCAAUUAUCUAAUCAAGAGCAACUGGAAUGCUUUGACCUCAAUCUUACACUCUCUUUGUCUGGCAUUAAUGAUGAUAAUGUCAAAGAGAAACCUCUUGUCCAAUCAUCAUCAGUCUCCAACUUGAUAGAUCUUACCAAAGAUUCUGAUGAACUCAGUAACACACUCUCCUUGGCGAGAUCUUGCUCAAUUCUCACUGAGGGAGAGCAAGACCAAAGAAGAGCAAUAAAGCCAAGGCAUUUCCAAAUUGAGACUCACAAUAGUUUGGAGAAACAUAGAAGUGGGGCAGUUAAUUUUGGGAAAGAAAAAGUUUCUCUGGCAAGUGCGUGGCUGCCACCUUCACCACCGUCUAUAAUAGCUCCAUGGGCGGUUUCUCCUGUGGAGAACAAUUCUGCAUUGCGUCGUGCCUUAUCUAGGAUCAAGGAAGCAGAUGGAUGUGUGUACCGCAAAAGACUACGAAUAGCAUAUUGAAAGAUGAGUGCUUCAAUGGGAGAAGUAAAUCAAGAAACUUGUCUCUCCCCAGGAACAUUGGUGGCAACCAGAGAACCUUUUGCAUAGAUUUUAACCAGAAGAGAAACUGCUGCAGAUCAAAAGAAAGAAGCAAUUCAUAGAUUGAAAAAUAGCUGCUCUGUAGCAGCCAAUUCCUGUUCCUUGUACUUGGGAUUGAGUGUGGGUGUCUACGCUAUACUACUGCUUAACCUAGCUCUCUGUUUAUCCUUAUUGUUUUCAAUCUUCCUUUCAUACGCAAAGUGCAUCAGAAACCCAUUCCUACUAUCAAGAACCAGUUGAACUCUCAGACUUCAAUUAAGACCCUCUUUCAGUGGCCUAUAUGAUGAAAAAUCCAAGGACCAACUUCUUCUCGUCAGUUUCCUUAUUGAUAAACGAAGAUACCCGUGAACUCGGUACUUUGCUCUCCUUUACAAUUCUCUAUAUACCAGUGUCCAGUGAAGUUGAAGGAAUUGCAGAUUGAGGACUCGGAUGUGUCGGGAAAGAAAAGUCUCUAGAGGCAACCACAAGGAUGGUCACCUUCACCACAAAAUUCGCAGCUUGGGCAGUUAGUUCUGCUAAGAAGAACCCUGCAUUGCGCCGCACCUUAGCUAGAACUAAGGCAGAAUAAGGAUGUGCUUUCUUAAAAGACUGCAUAGGGCAGACGCUCCACAUCCAGCGGAGAUGCUAGUAACCCAAGGCAUUGCGUAAAUGAUGCUUGACCUAAAGCCACCACCUUUGAUGGAAAAUCAGUCAAUCUUGGAAAUCUACGACCGACAACAUCUCACGAGAGGCUUGACUUUGUAAUGGCCUAGCUCGAGACAAUUGGACGAAUAUGAUACCCAGAAUGACAACUAUGGGAGGAAACAGACUGACUGAAGAAGGGAAUGUAGAAGAGUUAUGGAGAUACAUGGAAGGCCUGAACUGAGCUGAGCAAAACAAUUACAAAGUUACCAUUCUGUGUUGAAAUACAAGUGUUCAUCUGUCAAUUAGGAAUCCUUGCUUAAUGUGGAUCUUGUUCAUUUUUCUCUUUAGAUUCGAUGAUAUGAAAUUACUAAUAAAGAAGCAUCAAAUUGGUGAACGCGGUUGAUUUAUAGUAUUUGUAUGGAAUGCUACUUUUUCUUCU